Messenger RNA from Pecten maximus, 4871 nucleotides. RefSeq lists its product as uncharacterized. The record is from RefSeq and is a predicted model, not a curated record. NCBI's taxonomy places the organism in Eukaryota, Metazoa, Mollusca, Bivalvia, Pectinida, Pectinidae. Gene Ontology annotation, molecular function: metal ion binding. The coding region runs from base 31 to 1248 and encodes 405 amino acids. The transcript is spliced from 2 exons.
UCUAAACGGGGAAUUAAAACGUCCGCUGCCAUGUCGAAAACAGUGCUACGUCAGUUCUAUGUUGAAAACAUGAACAAUCCUACACAGGCACCUAAUAUUCAAUCAAACAUAGAAGUACUGUCAGAGCAUGUAACUGUGAACACGAACGAUAAUUUAGCUACAAGAAAUGUGUCAGGGCCUAACGAAGGUGCAAGUACUUCACAACAGCACAAUGAUUGCCAACUAGGCCUACAACUAGAAGCUCCACGCAGUGAUAUGUGUACUAACCGUGCAUGUCCACCAUCAACCGGAAACAGUCAACCGAACAUGGCUGACGUUUUAUCUAUCAUGCAAGGCAUGCAACAACAGAUGCUGCUGAUGCAGCAAUCAAUGAUGAAGCAUACUACCGGGACAACAGAGCCAGACCAUGGUACACUGCGAUCAGCGUAUGCGGUAAUUGAACAGUCCAACCAUUCAUCUUCAUUGCCACAAACCGGUGAGUCCCAAAGUUUUAUAACUAGGCAUACUGGCCCAAAUGGGAUACCCCCAGAUCUGAUGCCACACUUAGACAUUGUAUCGCCGUCCUUGCGCAAGCACAUUCUGGAAGGCAAGGAUGUCAAUCUGUCAACAUUAUUGAUUCCGGGAUAUGAACUGUCAUUACCCCAAAAUUCAUGUCCACACUCGCACAUUAAAGUUGACAAGCGUCUCACUGAACGCCUGACAAUUUCUGAAUUCAUCUUGGCAUUUGGGAAAUAUCGACGUAUCGUAACGGAUGUGUUCAAGCAAAGGCAAUUAGAGUUAGACAUGUAUGAAAGUCUCAUUAUCAGAAUAAACACUUGUUAUGGUGAACAAGCAUUCAAUGACUAUCAUAAACUAUUCUCCGCCAAAGCAGCAGAGGCUCUACGAGUAAACAAUACCAAACUUAACUGGGGUCUUACAGACAGUGCAAUAUACGCCAUGGUCACGGCGGGGUGCAAACCAAAGUCGUGUGAAUUGUGUAACUCUAUCACUCAUGCUACACAGCAAUGUGAUAAAGUCAACGGUUCUACUCAUACUGCAACAAGUAUAAACAAAGGCAGUAAGAACAAGAACAAUAAACAGGAAAGAUUCUACCACGAGGGUGUAGAAAUAUGCCGACACUUUCAGACAGAGAAAGGAUGUUCAUGGACAUCUUGCCGCUACAAACAUGUGUGUGUAACAUGCAAAUCAACAACACAUGGAAUACACGAAUGUAGGAAAACUAAAAAAGCAGGCAACUCAGUGCAAUGACUAACAGAAUCUGUACCAUGUAAAGCUUCUACCGCCGUUAACGUUGACAGACUUGAGAAAGAGCUACUACUACACCCUGAUCGUCAGUUUGUUUCAUAUUUGUGUGAUGGAUUACGUAGUGGUUUUGAUACAAAAGUGGAAGCUAAGGAACUAUUGAACAAAGAGUGUAAGAACCUGUUGUCAACCAACAACGACAAAGAUGCAGUAAGUUUACUUAUACAAACAGAAUGCGAUAAAGGAUAUUUGUUAGGACCAUUUAAAACACCCCCUUUUGAAAAUUAUCGCAUUAGCCCUAUAGGAAUUGUUGAAGGGAAGUAUUCAAAAAAGAAACGUUUAAUUGUCGAUUUAUCUGCACCACAUGACAACCCAGAUCACCCUAGCAUCAAUGGUUUGAUAGACAAAGAUUCCUGCUCUUUAUCAUAUGUACGAAUUGAUGAUGCCAUUAGGAUUAUACAGGAGUUGGGCCAAGGUUCCUUAAUGUGUAAGGCUGAUAUUACAGAUGCUUUCAAACUUAUUCCAAUCAAACCUGAACAGUGGCACUUAUUCGGCAUUAAAUGGGAGGAUAACUAUUAUUUUUAUCAAAGACUCACAUUUGGAUGUCGCUCUAGUCCAGUUAUCUUUGACAAACUAUCUCAAGCAGUGUGUUGGAUUGCAACAAAUAAUUACGGAAUACCGAAUAUAUUACAUUUAUUGGAUGAUUUUUUGACAAUAAGUAGGCCUGAGAGUGAUGGAGAAUAUAACAUGAAACAAGUACUCAGUGUGUUCAACCAGCUAGACAUUCCUUUGUCACUUCACAAAACUAUAGGACCAACAACCGUCCUUGAAUACCUCGGUAUAAUGUUAGAUAGUGUUAACAUGGAAGCUAGACUGCCUGAGGACAAGAUAUGUAGGAUAACAUCAUUUCUCGAAGAAAUGUUACAUAGACAGUCUUGUACUAAAAGAGAACUGUUGCAACUUCUCGGUCAUUUAAAUUUCUGUACACGCAUUGUUAAACCAGGCAGAUCUUUCAUAUCAUAUCUUAUCAAGAUGUCUACAACUGUUAAGAAACUCCACCAUCAUGUUCAUAUUAAUAAGGAAUGCAAGGAGGAUAUACAUAUGUGGCUCAUUUUCUUAAAACAAUGGAACGGCAUAUCUGUGUUUUAUGAUAUCAACUGGACAUCCACAGAGGAUAUGGAGUUGUACACCGACGCAUCGUCCACAAUAGGUUUCGGAGCAUAUUAUAAUGGGCACUGGUUUGCUGUCAGAUGGCCCGACUUUCUACUGAAUGAGAUACGUGCUGUUUCCGAAAAAUCUGUAUCCAUGGCUUUCAUGGAGUUGUAUCCAAUUGUUGCAGCAGUGGUUCUGUGGGGUGAAAGUUGGAUAACAAAAAAGAUUCUUUUUCAUUGUGACAACAUCGCAACGGUUAAUAUUGUGAAUAAGGGAAGGUCAAAAUCUCUACAUAUCAUGAAACUUAUGAGGAAUAUGACGUGGUUUGCAGCGAAAUAUAAUUUCACCUUCCAUGCAGAACAUGUCCCUGGAAUUCAAAACAACAUUGCUGAUAGUUUAUCUCGUUUGCAGAUGCAUCGUUUCCGGGACUUAGCACCCAGAGCAGCGCUGAAGCCCAGCAAGUGUCCUCCUCCCUCAGAGGUAAUGUGGAAUUAAAAGAAACAGUGGAUAAGAUAUGGACCAGUACUGUGGGGGAACGCACUAGAAAAGCUUAUGCAACAGGUUAUCAAACCUUCUGCAGAUUCCUUGUGAUGUAUGGUAUAAUAUGGACAACUUCGUCCCUACCACCUAUUUCUGAGGAUAUUUUAAUCUUCUUCGUGGCAUAUUGUGUGCAUUCUCUCAACCUACAGUUGUCUACUAUUAAAUUGUAUCUAUGUGGAAUAAGAUACCAUUUUCUGACACAUGGGAGAGCUAACCCUUUGGAAACUAAGGAAGGAAAUAGUUUUCCUCGACUCAGUUUGUUUCUCAAUGGAGUAAAGAAAACUCAGAAACUAGGUACAAGAGAACGCCUGCCUAUCACAUUCAAAAUUUUGCAACAAUUGAGUGAGUCACUGGCUGAUGUGAAAUACAGCUAUCAUGAUCAACUGAUGUAUCGUGCAGUAUGUUGUGUAGCCUUUUAUGGAUUUCUGAGGUGUGGAGAAUUCACUAUUAACCAAAACAGAUUUGAUCCUAGUAUAAAUUUGUGUGUAGGUGAUAUUCAAAUCCAGUCUAACGGAUUACUCAAAAUUUGUCUUAAAGCUUCCAAAACGGAUCCCGCUAGGAAAGGUGUACAAAUUCUUAUUUUUGCAAAUGGUUUGUCAGUGUGCCCACACAAAGCGAUGUGUAGCUAUCUUAGUAUCCGAAAGAACAUGUACCAAGUGACCAGUACAUCACCCCUAUUCGUAACCAGCGAGGGCACAGUGUUAUCAAGGAAUGUAUUUAUUCAAUUCUUGAAACAUAGUUUAGGGAAAUUUGGAUUAGACACUACCCUAUACAGUGGACACUCCUUUCGUAUUGGAGCUGCAACUGCUGCUGCUUCAGCUAAGGUGGAAGACCAUCUCAUUAAAACUCUAGGUAGAUGGUCUUCAGACUGUUACCAAAGAUAUAUAAGGACAUCUCCUAACAUUAUCAAGGAUGCUCAGUUUAGCAUGUCAAGUGCAUGAAAUGUGUAUAUAUGUACUGUUUCAAUAACACAGAGUGUGUAAUCGACAGCGUUAUUAUCAAGAAAUGAAUUAAACUAUAUAGUGCACCUGGAAUGUAAGAAAAGUCCAUGAACUCUCGUGUCGAGUCAGGCUUAUUUUGGAUUUCUAGGAUACUACAUUACAGUGUUCAUGAACUUCUAAAAAAUUUAGUCAAUAUACAACUGAUAACAUAAUGAUGAUAGAGACCCAUAACUGUUUUAUAAAAAAAUUAAGUAUACACCUUGGGGGCUUUUCAGCUGCACACUAUCAAUAUGAGAGGUAUACAGCUUCAAUUUGGGAGGUACACAACACAUGUUGUUGUAUUCAGCCCCCAAGUUAAUACAGUUAUACCUACAUAAUAUAAAGGUGCCUAUAAGCUAUAGGUAUCAUAUAGAUCCAGGACUUUCCAACAAGUUGAAUCCUCUCAUGGGAUUGGUACUACAUGGGCUAACGGGGCUUAUGGUCCAAUCCAGGAUUCAGGAAACAUCCUCUCAUGGGAUCUAUAUACAGCACAAUAGAUAUCAUGCGGACCCAGGAAUUUCAUGACCCGAUAUCCUCUCAUGGGAUCCAGGUAUAUGAGGUACUCAGUAUAUCUGGAUCCAGGAUUGUCAGAAAUAUCCUCUCAUGGGGUACGUAUUGAUAAUGGGAAAUCUCAUCCAGCCGUUGGAACCUGGAGAGUGACCAUUUCACUUCUGGUGGGAUAAUAUUGGCAGUAAUCCUGGGACAAGGAGUGACAGUUCGCUCCUGGUGGGAUAACGUCAGUAAUCCGUGAGAUUUCCAUAGUUAUAUAUAUGUAGUGUGAUAUAGCCCCCAAGGCCAAACUUUGUAUGUGUAUAGAUGAUCAUGUCUGUAUAUGUUUUCUUGUUUUUAUUUCUUUUAUAAUGUAUAGAUAUGUAAGUUGUUUUAUGAUAAUACAUUCUACACAAUGUUGUGCAGGCCACAUACAUACAGUUAAUAAAUAGCAUUUAUUAAACUGUA